CGUCUUGCGAUUGCGAAUCUGCGCACCGCAUCUGCAACCCUAUUUAAAUCAAUUUUUAUACUAUCAAAGAUUGUUAAAAUUUAAAGAUAAUUAGAAAAAUAAUCACAAGAAAUUCUGCCAUAACAACCGAAGGUUUACCGUUCGACGUUUUCGUGAUCUUUGCUUACGAUGGGAAAGGGAUACUUUUGUGAUUAUUGCGAGAAAUUAUUCCCUGAUGGAGCCGAGAACAGAAAAAAACAUCUUGGAGGCUUUGGCCAUAAGAGGAACAAAGAACGGUACCAUGCUCAACUCGAAGGUACGCACAAUUGAAAAAGAUCUUCUUGCCAGUCGAACGAGGGAUUAGUGACGAAAUCCUUCCUUUUCGACCCAUUGCAAUGGUAUUCUGCCUGGAUCCAGGAAAAGCUUUUGGAUAUUCCAUCCCCAGUGAAUGUGGCAGCGGUUGUCGAAUGUUCUCUGCCUGCUGUAGCAGCGGACUCGGAAUUACUGCAUCAGUCUUGGGGAAGGAAGUGAAAUCGAAAAAUGAAAUCAUCGCCGGUUGUCCAAAUACCGCACUCACGGAUGGUAAAAAGCAGGAAAUCACUCCUGUCGUGCAGCUUCCUCCAUUUGGUCAUACGAUCAACCGGAAAAUAAAUAUGAAAACUACCGAUGUGGAUAUCGUAUCGCAAUUGGAGAAUCGCUGCUAUGUGGAGGAAGCGCAGUUCCUUUCUUUUGACGGAUGGACAUCGUUUGCUGCCAUCCGUCUCGGCAAUCAGCCACCACGCCUCAAACUAGUGCAGCAGUCUUUUCCUCCUGUGGCACCUCCGCUUCCUCUUUCGUACCAGUCCCAAGGAGAUAGUCCAUCUCCGAACUGGAUUUUCUAUAACUUACAGUGGCUUGGAUCAUCGGAGCAUGCCGAGUUCCUUCAAGGACGCAUAAUCCUUCUCACCAUCACCUGCAACACAACGGCAUUAUCACCCGUUAGCUGGUGUUUUCCCAUGCGCAUUGCCGGUACAUUUACGCGGCUGCGCACAUUGCCGCUGCUGAGCGCUGGAGGCCCACAUCAUGAAGGUGACCAUGUGGAAACGGGGGUGCUGGUGGCUGCGGCCUGCGGUGGGGCACUAGGGAUACUUUACGUUAUUGUCUUGGCGGUGUUCAUUACGUCGCGCUUACGCAAGAGUCGCAAAUCCAAACAGCAAUCCGAUCAGCGACCACCCAGUCAUUACGAUGUCGCAGUGGAUGGCGAAGACCUUGAGAAAAGCUCUGUCAGUACUCAGGAGCUACACCAUAUCACCGAUCCAAAGCACGAAUAUAACACAAGAUCAUAUGCCCCCUGGCCUGAAGAUAUGGCAUUUCGUUAUCGGCUUAUGCAGUUGCGCAGUCGAGGACUGGGAUCAUUGCCGAUACGAUACGUCUACAGUCCGCCGCCGUUCUUUCUCAACGAUGUUGUGAUUAUCCAGACACCUGACGUUGUCACUAAGGAUGCUGAAAUGCAUGAUGUUAUUAAAGAAAGACUGGAGAGCAAAACUCUUCCCAAGCCUCCAGUGCGCCGACGGAAACUGUUCUUCGAUCCUCGAUACUUUGAUGCUGAACAUCUGAAACACCCAACCGUGGAAGCUGAGCAAUUUCGAGCACAAAUUCACUGUAUGAUUAACGUUACGAAAAGCCGGUUGGAUAAGCGACGAUUCUUGCCUAACCUCGAAAUGAUCAACGAGGAAAGUCUUGCUCGGCGAUCUGGCACAACGUCCCCCGAUGGAACAGUUGAUUUUUAUUAUGCUGACGAAAUGGUUCGUUCCGCUCUGCGGCAGUGCCUCGUGUGGAAUCUGUGCAUCUUGUUAAUUCCUCGAUAAGAACCGGCAUCACGACAAAUAAUCGGGAUUUAGAUGCGGUUGUGCUGCAUAUGAAUAAAUCUGGAGCUCCGUCCUGUGUGCCUGAUAUAACUGCCGCCUCGAUUCCAUCUGUAGGAAUCGAGAUUACGCCGGAUCAAAGAGAAAACUGGGCAAAAAUCCUUAAAGAGGAAUGGGGCUCCAACGAAUCCAUAGUACAAAUUCCGCAUCGUCGUAGAAUUAAUGAAGUUUUCCAGAAAAACUGGGGGGCAAUUGCCGGUAGUCAGAGCUCUUUGACAUCAGUUGGACAAGGAAGCAUUGCGCGAACACCCAAUGCUACAGCUGGCAUUAAACCAGUGCAACUGCACCAUCUAAAUGAGCAUACUACGGCACCCGCACAGCCUACAGUAAAAAUAAAAACCAUUGACGAAACGGUAUCAGCGAUCAGAGUGAUCGGUGACGAUGACGACCGCGAAAGUGACAAGGGCUCCAGUCGUUCUGGUACUGGGUCCAAUCCCGAAAAAGAUUCUGGAAUCGAGGAUGAUGUUAAUAGUGAUAAACCUAACAAAGUUUCUAGUCAUAAGAUCGUGAAACCUGACAAUGUGCCUGGUAUGAUUUCGCGCAAAAAGAUUGUUAAUUCUGCUACGGUGUCGGCAGCACAAAAGCCGACAAAGAAUAAGCCGGUUAAUGGUUCCUUGCGGGAACGAAGAGUGCCCACUACCUAGAAUUUAAAGUUUAUUUUGUGUUUGUAAUUAUUGUUUGGAGGUGUAUUAUUAGAGAGACUCAGUGUAUUAAUGGUAAAUCAAUAAUAUGCGCCUUCGAUAUUAUUAAAAGCGUUGUACUGU
This is a messenger RNA of Paramacrobiotus metropolitanus, 2647 nucleotides long. RefSeq lists its product as uncharacterized. The coding region runs from base 375 to 1826 and encodes 483 amino acids. Gene Ontology annotation, cellular component: cell cortex. The transcript is spliced from 7 exons. Gene Ontology annotation, biological process: imaginal disc-derived wing hair organization. Lineage: Eukaryota; Metazoa; Tardigrada; Eutardigrada; Parachela; Macrobiotidae. The record is from RefSeq and is a predicted model, not a curated record.